Messenger RNA from Anopheles maculipalpis, 1471 nucleotides. RefSeq names its product sialin-like. The record is from RefSeq and is a predicted model, not a curated record. Gene Ontology annotation, biological process: monoatomic anion transport; transmembrane transport. Gene Ontology annotation, cellular component: plasma membrane. Bases 8 to 1471 code for a protein of 487 amino acids. NCBI's taxonomy places the organism in Eukaryota, Metazoa, Arthropoda, Insecta, Diptera, Culicidae. The transcript has 5 exons. Gene Ontology annotation, molecular function: transmembrane transporter activity.
CCCGGCAAUGGAUGCUACGGAAAGUAGCAAGUUAAGUGAUGGAAUCGAUGCGCCUAUGUGGAUGUUCUGGAGACGGCGACGGUAUGUGCUGGUGUUUUUGGCAUUCUUCGGAUUCUUUAACGUAUACUCGCUGCGCGUAAAUCUUAGUGUUGCGAUAGUUGCGAUGACGGAGAAUCGUACCAUAGAACACCCGAACGGAACAGUCAGUUAUGAACAAGAAUUUGACUGGAACUCCACAACCAAAGGAUACAUUCUGAGUUCCUUUUUCUAUGGCUACAUCUUCACACAGCUUGUUGGUGGCUACAUCUCCAACGCACUCGGUGGAAACUACGUGUUUGGUGUUGGAGUUGGUGUGACAGCUGCACUGACACUCCUAACACCUCUCGCUGCUCACGGUGGCUUCGGCUGGCUGAUCGCGGUACGUGCAAUUGAAGGAUUUUUCGAGGGAGUAACCUUCCCGUGCAUCCACGCAAUCUGGUCCAACUGGGCCCCACCGAGUGAACGAUCGCGCAUGGCUACGAUCGCUUUUUCCGGCGUGUUUACCGGAACCGUCGCAUCCAUGCUGCUGAGCGGUGUGCUAGCGGACACGCUCGGUUGGGAGUGGGUAUUCUACAUUCUUGGUGCAUUCGGAUGUCUCUGGUUUGUGGCGUGGAUGCUGAUCGUGAAGAAGUCCCCCGAAACGGAUCCCUACAUCACCACCAAGGAAAAGGAAUUUAUUCUUGCCACCUUGCAACGUUCGGCUGCUCCGGUUGAGAAAGUGCAACAUCCCUGGCGCGGUAUUCUCACUUCGAAAGCCGUGUGGGCACUGAUCGUGUCGAGCUUUGCGGAAAAUUGGGGAUUCUACACGCUGCUCACACAAUUACCCACAUUCCUGAGAGACACGAUGAACUACGAUCUGCAAGCGGCCGGAUUCCUUUCGGCUCUACCGUACCUCGUGAUGGGCCUGCUGCUUAGCGUCGCCGGAUAUCUGGCCGAUCUUUGCCAGAUCCGGCGCUGGCUCACGACCACACAGGUACGCCGGUACUUCAACUGUGGCGCUUUCCUGGUGCAAACCGUGUUCAUGCUCAUCGGUGCCCUUAUCCUGCGACCCGGUCCAACCCUUGCCUGCAUCACGAUCGCCGUCGGUUGUGGUGCUUUCGCCUGGUGCGGUUUCGCCGUCAACCAUCUGGACCUCUCGCCGAAAAGUGCUGGCGUGCUGAUGGGAAUUUCCAACACCUUCUCUACCGUUGCCGGAAUUCUCACGCCCAUCGUGUCCGGGCAGAUUACGGCGAGCGGGAGCGAGAACGAGUGGCGCACCGUGUUCUACAUUGCCGCCGGGAUCUAUCUGAUCGGUUGCGUCACCUAUUGGUUUGGUGUAUCCGGCGAGCUGCAGCCCUGGUCGAUCGAGGCACGGGAAAAGGAACGCACCCAUCGCCAGGAUGACGGGAAUGGGUACGCAAACGAAGGCUUAGUGCUCGAUCAGAAGCCCUAG